UGGUGUUAUCUCUGAGGUCUCUUAUUACCAGAAGAUUGUAUGCAACAUCAAGCCUUGCUGUCGUUGAUUCAAUAGAUAUUCUGUCCGUGGAAGGAUGUAAGAAUCACUCAGCAGAAAAUCGAAAUGAGGCCAUGGAAAUCAACAUGCUGGAACUCAACUCACAGUUGAAGUGCCUAACAAAAGCUGGCGACUUGAGAAGUGCCCGCAACUUGUUCGAUAGAUUGCCUCACAGAGAUGAAAUUUCUUGGACUACUAUGAUUUCGGGUUAUGUCAAUGCUUCGGAUUCAUCUGAAGCUUUGUCUUUGUUUUCUAAGAUGUGGGUUGCUCCGUGUGUCCGAAUGGACCCCUUCAUACUUAGCCUUGCUCUAAAGGCAUGUGGGCUAAGUGUGGAUGUGAAAUUUGGGGAAAUGCUGCAUGGGUAUUCAGUGAAAACUGGUUUAGUUAGUUCAGUUUUUGUAGGGAGUGCAAUGCUUGAUAUGUACAUGAAAAAUGGGAGAGUUUUUGACGGUUGUAGAUUCUUUGAUGAUAUGCCAUUAAGGAAUGUAGUGUCUUGGACUGCCAUUAUCACGGGGCUUGUUCGUGCCGGAUUUAAUUCUCAGGGGUUGUCAUAUUUUGCUAAAAUGUGGAGGGAUGGUGUUGACUAUGACUCUUAUACGUUUGCCAUUGCAUUGAAGGCGUGUGCUGAUCUGGAGAUUUUAAAUUACGGAAAGGAGAUUCAUGCACGAACAAUGAAGAAGGGUGUAGAUACGACUUCAUAUGUGGCUAAUAGUCUUGCGACCAUGUAUAACAAGUGUGGGAAACUAGAAUAUGGUUUGCGUCUGUUUGGAAACAUGAGCAAACCAGAUGUGGUAUCUUGGACCUCCAUAAUAACCACACAUGUCCAGAGAGGCCAAGAGCAACAGGGAAUUGAUUCAUUUUUGCGGAUGAGAGAGUGUGAUGUGUGCCCUAAUGAGUAUACCUAUGCAGCAGUUAUUUCAGGCAUUGCAAAUAUUGCAAGACUUGAUUGGGGUCAGCAAUUGCAUGCACAUGUUUUGCAAGUAGGUCUUGCAGGUUCAUUAUCCGUGGCAAAUUCCCUCAUGACAAUGUAUUCGAAAUGUGGAAAUUCUAAUUCAGCUUCAAUUAUUUUUCAUGAAAUGACUGUAAGAGAUGUCAUUUCAUGGAGUACAAUUAUUGCAGGUUAUUCUCAAGGGGGUUGCGGAGAGGAGGCUUUUGAGCUUCUGUCAUGGAUGAGAAGAGAGGGGCCGAAGCCAACUGAAUUUGCUCUCUCUAGCGUACUAAGUGUUUGUGGAAGUAUGGCAAUUCUUGAUCAUGGUAGACAGAUUCAUGCUUAUGCAUUGACUGUUGGUUUAGACCAAACGGCUAUGAUAAGAAGUGCUUUGAUUAAUAUGUACUCAAAAUGUGGGAGCAUAGCAGAGGCAGAAAAAAGUUUUUCUAUGUCAGAGAAUGAUGAUAUAGUGUCAUGGACAGCCAUGAUUAAUGGAUAUGCUGAACAUGGAUACAGCCAAGAAGCUAUUGGAUUAUUUGAAAAAAUUUGUCAUGUUGGUUUGAGGCCAGAUUCUGUUACAUUUAUUGGCGUUCUUAGUGCUUGUAGCCAUGUUGGACUUCUCGAUCUUGGCUUUCACUAUUUUGAUUCAAUGACUAAUGAGUACAGAAUAAAUCCUUCUAAAGAACAUUACGGUUGCAUGAUUGAUCUCCUAUGUCGAGCUGGUCGACUACGUGAAGCUGAGAAUAUGAUAAGAAGCAUGCCAUUUGAACGGGAUGAUGUUGUUUGGUCAAGUCUGCUAAGAGCCAGUAGAGAACAUGGUGAUGUGGAAUGUGGAAGGAUUGCAGCAGAGCAUCUACUUCAACUAGAUCCAGAUUGUGCAGGGACCCAUAUCACACUGGCUAACAUUUAUGCUUCAACAGGGAAAUGGAGAGAAGCAGCAGAUGUGAGGAAACUGAUGAAAUCAAAAGGUGUUAUCAAGGAACCUGGAUGGUCUUGGAUAAAAGUCAAGGAUCAGGUUUCUGCUUUUGUUUCUGGUGACAAGUCUCAUACACAGGCUGAAGACAUAUAUAACAUUUUGGAGUUAUUAGCUUCAAAAGAAGAACUCACUAUCCAGGACCUUGCUUCAAUCCUGUAUGUUUCCGAAGGAUAACAGAUGAUUAAGGUAGUCAGUUCUAUCCUAUUUGUUAAUUGAUAACGAGCUUUUUGAGAGCACCAGCUUCUUUUGCAGUGACUUUUGCUUGCAGUUAUUGUCUAUUAUGCAAGCCCAGAAUUGAAGUUCAGAAUGGACUUGUGGGUAAUAGUUUUCAGCAAUCUGGCUUUUUGCGUAAGUUGUGCUUCUUGCCAGUAAGAUAUGGAAAAAUUGCUCUAGGUUGAAGCUGGAGACAAUCUAGCUUGCCACUUUCAGGGUAGACACUAGAUAAAAUGUGUUUCUUCAAACGUAUAUAAUACGCAAAAUUCUUUGGUGGUGCUGACCUAAUGAUCUGGUAAUUAGUUUGACUUUCUAGAGUCUGACUAACCUCUGAAAGAGAGAUGUUAUCAUGUCAGAAGCUUGAGGUAAAGAGCAUGUCAACUGCAAGUGAGUAGAAAUAUAAGAGACAAGAAUUUCAGAACAGCUAUAGUUUCAAGGAACUCUCUAUUGCCAGUGCAGGUGAAAGAUCAUGAGAGCACUAAGGCUCAGACCAUGAGAACAUAUGAGCUGCAAGGGAGUAGAAAUACAAGAAACAAGAAUUUCAGAAAAGCUCUAGUUUUAAGGAGCUCUAUUGCUAGUGGAGGUGAAAGAUCCUGUACAAAAUCAUAUUCUGUUAUACAUGAGUUCCUGGAGGAAGUGAACUAAAGGUUCCAAUGAAUCCAAGGAAAGAUCUUCCACCAAAGUGGGUAGAUGGAAUCAUAUGAAAGGUUCGAAGAACUUCCAUUCCAUUCAAGUUCUUGUUCAAGAGCAAGGAUAAAGAAGAAUUUGAUAAAGAUGGACUAGACCAAUGAAACACAAAUACCUUGGAUCAGGAAGUGCAUAAUUCAUGCUUAAAUACACAAAUGCCGAGUCGGAUGCUGAAACAUAGCAGCAUUGUUGUAUGUUCAGUAAGAUCUGAAGGUGGUAGAUCUAUUUAAAACUGCUCAAAAAGGACCGCUGGGGGAUGGUGGUAGCACUUUGUUUCUUCAGCAAAUACUCUUUCAUCAAUCUAAGAUAUUCGAUUCAUGGCUCGUAUGAUAAUGUCACUCAAAGUCUUGGACCAACGUUGUUAAGACUGUAUUAUCAUCUCAUACACUGGAGUUAAUGUUACCUGGACCAUGAAGUUUCUUUUUUCAAUGUGAGUACCAAGUCUACUUCUCAUGUACGUGUUUGUCAUGAUAUGUU
Molecule: messenger RNA, 3338 nt
Organism: Sesamum indicum (sesame)
Lineage: Eukaryota; Viridiplantae; Streptophyta; Magnoliopsida; Lamiales; Pedaliaceae
Product: putative pentatricopeptide repeat-containing protein At3g47840
Biological process (GO): RNA modification
Molecular function (GO): RNA binding; protein binding
Source: RefSeq, a predicted model, not a curated record